CGAGAGACGAACGCGAGCUGAAGAGUGAAGCAACUCUGUAUGCCAUCCUCCCUUUUGGUGCCUUGAAUAAGGACAAGAUGGCGUGGAGAUCUAGUACACGUUACAGAUUCACCGAUUAUGACAAUCAUGUGCAGCUACUACUAGUACACCAGUUAUAAACUUUCCGUUUACCGAUUAAUAUCUCCUGCUCCACAAGAACGGCUAGGAAUUACCUGAUCCGUAACUACAACUACAACUAGAAGUAUCUUCUACAACUCUUUCUCUAUCUCUACUGAAGACCAAGACCACAUGUACUGAACCUGAAGUCUACCAUUUUCUUCAAGCAGAAACAUAAUCAUCAAAAUGAAUCCGUCUGUGCUGAAGGAGAAAUUGCAGGGCAUCGUUUCCGAAAGCCGGGCUUAUGGCAAGGAGCAGAAAGAGCUGAUCAAGAAAGCGAAAGACCUUUUAUGCAGAUGGUGUCUACUUCUGUUGUUGCAAGAAGUCCUUCUUCGAGUUCGUUGUAGAGCCAGACGUAGAAGUACAUGACCAUACCUCGUCCACCUUCGCUAUGUAAAUGGUUCAUUGAUUUCGAAUUCUCAACGUUGCUUCUCUAAUGUCUCUCGAUAAUGAUGAAAAUUUGGACGAAUAUCUCAUCCAAAUCGCAAAAGAGAGUCCCGUCGGUCAAUUACUAGCACUUCAGGAACAAGCAGAUGGAGCUGGAGGUGGAGAUGCUGAAGAUGGUGAAGAGAAGGAGCAGUGCAUGUCUUUAAGGCGAUAGAAAUUUACAUCCACUGUACGGGACAGUUGCGCGCCUUAAACAUACAGGAUGUAUUUAGGACAUAGAACAGAAGUAUGUGUAUGUCGAAUUGCAGGACUCGAACUAGAAAGUCUCGCCUCUGUCUCAUGCGGCUCUACAAGAUAGGCAUCUUGAAUGAUAAUGUUGCGACCACCAGCAUGACCAGCAUGACCGUCUUACCUCUUCUAAUGCCCCAACACACCAGUACUACAGUAUCCCCUGAAAUGCAUCUUGGGUUUUCGCGCCUGAACUCUGCAGAAUCCAGUGAGGGGGAUUCAACACCUGGUGAUAAUGAGCGACUGCUUCCUAAGGAAAACGACAAAAAUUGGACUACUAGUAGUGCAAAUGUUUACAAUAAGGGCAGUACUUCUAAUGUUGCUUCUUCAACAUCAUGGAACAAUAUAAGCUCUCCUGGUCCGCUUAUAACACCUUCCUCGUCAAAAACUACUUCUAUGAAACCGCGACUUGACGAAGCCCGAAAGACAGCAGAACAGGACAUCGAACUUGGUUUGCGGAUCGAGAAACUGGCGUCUGACUUGUUGAAACAAGAGAAUCUAGACGGGAUCAAAUUCGAUCCUGAAUUUGAAAAUUGGCGCAGCAAGGUGUGGGAAGAGGCGCUUCGUCGGCAAGAAAUAGACCCCUUUCAAGAAGAAGGCGAUCAGCGAUCGUGGUUAUGGAAGGUCUUGUUGCUUCAGAGGCUUUCGCCCUUUACUUUACAUAACUUAGCAUUUCCACUGCUAGUACGAGAACUAGAGCGACAAGCACAACCUGAAAGUGAAAGUAAGUAAUUUCAUCCCGCCUCGUCUAACACCAGUCGUUUUGCGCCACAUCGAUGCAGAAGGAAAUGAGGUCGUGCAAGAAGUGGGUGACAUUUUUCAGAACGGUAAGAUCACGACCAAUCCGGUUCUUAGCGACUUCGCCCACAAUCCGAUCGUGAAAAGAUCUAGAAAAUUAUGAAGGGGUGCGCUGAUAAAAAUACACUGAAGAUCAUUUUUUCUGGAUAAUACUUAGUCGAAGAAGUCAUGGUAUGAAGAAAGCUACAGUAAAUCCGCAGUUUCUUCACCAUUUCUAAAAACUGGUAUAUUCACCUCUCUUGUACCGAGCAGUUUGCGAGACUGGUUUUCUUCGCGGUUCCUUUCGGCAAGUCCUGGAACACAGUUUAGGACAACCAGCAGUGAUAUCGGGGAAAUUCGGCGACCGUUCCCAGUUAUUCGUGCACUCGUUGGCGUGUCUCUGGUGCUGGUCGUGAUUCUGAUUGUGGUGUUUCAUCUAGGCGCUCGUGGUAUUUUGUUUAGCGGUCCUGGCGCUUCUUCUUCGAGAAACGAUUCAACUGCAAGUGGAGUAGCCGGUAGAAGUGCAGCGCCAGUCAUCGCACCCGAACUGCCAAGUACUGAGACAUCAGCUGAGCCUGUACCCAUUGCAACGGAGAGAACUGGUGGCCUUACUGUUGUGCAGGAGAAACAGCAAAAAGCUGGACGCGAUGCGAUGGCUGGUACGAGUGACGCCCCAUCCUCGGGCAACACCCUGGUUCAUCAGGUUAGCAGUGGUCAAGGAGGAGCUGAAAUUACAAGAGUGGCUCUUAGUCCUGCAACUGCAAGUAGUCCCUGAUUGUAGUUUGUUGUGAAUACUCGAGAAACUUAGAAUGUUGGAAGGAUAUGUCAUGCUGGAUAAGAAUUGGACGAAGUUUGAGAAUGGAUUUUGUGA
This is a messenger RNA of Amoebophrya sp. A25, 2479 nucleotides long. NCBI's taxonomy places the organism in Eukaryota, Dinophyceae, Syndiniales, Amoebophryaceae. The record is from the annotation of a GenBank genome assembly.